Messenger RNA from Anopheles merus, 888 nucleotides. RefSeq lists its product as uncharacterized. The record is from RefSeq and is a predicted model, not a curated record. The transcript is spliced from 5 exons. NCBI's taxonomy places the organism in Eukaryota, Metazoa, Arthropoda, Insecta, Diptera, Culicidae. Bases 1 to 888 code for a protein of 295 amino acids.
AUGGAUAGUCACGUGUCUGUUGAUGUUUUGCCAUUGGUAAGCGACGAAGGCUUCGAACGAAUGGAAGUGUCCGAAAAUCUUCCAUCAUUGAUGAGCGAUAGUAAGCAGGAAGGUGCGAUGGGCUACAGCAGCGGUACUGAUACCGAUACGGACGAUGGUUUGCCCCACGAGGUGCCGCUGCAAGAUCGUCCGUUCGGUGAAGCGUCGUUUGAGGAUCGCUUGACACUGUGGGCACUACCAACCAGCCAAACGCAUAGAGCCUUGGUCCUUUCACUUGCCCACAUUAGGCAACACCAAUCGCACUGCAAAUUGCCACGCGAUCCCCGGACCUUGAUGCACAUACCGGUGUCGACGGAAGCGGAGAUAACGUCCAUCGGCGGAGGACGUCUUUGGGACAGAGGUGUGGCCACAUGUUUGCAGCAAUAUUAUCGCAAUGUAAAACCUCUAGUCAAGGGUUCGACUUUUUUGCAGAUCGACUUUUUUGUAGAUGGUAUGCCGCUCUACAAAAGCAGUCGGUCUCAGUUUUGGCUGAUUUUGAUGAUUGUUUUUAUCCUGCCCGAUUCUCCCGUUAUGGUGGUAGCCAUAUUCUGUGGCAAAUCCAAACCACACUCCCAAGAGGAGUAUUUAAGGCGGUUUGUGGAGGAGAUGAACGAUCUUCAGAAAAAUCAUUUGGCAAUUGGGCAGCAGUUAUAUUGGAUCUGCUUGCGAGCCAUCAUUGCCGAUGCACCAGCAAGAUCGUUUAUAAAAGGAAAGCUUAAGUUUAUUUGGAGAAAUUUAGUAUCGCAACUUAUAAAUCCAAUGGUAGUGGCACACGAUUCGACCGUAGUGGAAUGCGAUUCGAUCGUACUGGCACGCGAUUCAACCGGGGAUGCAUGCAUUCGAUCGUAG